AUGCCCGAUCGCUUGGAUGAUACGGAAGGGUUUUAUGGGCUUGAGGAGAUCGAAGAUGUUAUGAUUGUCAAGGAUCCUACAACCGGUAACCUUACAUUUGAGACUACGAAGACCGAAGAGGAAGUCGCAAGAGAUGUAGAGGAAGCGUGGCAACGGGAAGAAGAAGAGGCCCAGCGCCUGGAGAAGAUAACAUUUGGCAAGGAUCAGGCGCCUGAGGACGAAGACACUGCCGAUGAGAAAGUUGCGGAGGAUAAAGCUGAAGUCGCAAUACAAGCCGAGGACAAAGAGUUAGCCUGGGAGGGAUUUAGCGACGACGAUGACAAUGUGCAAACAGAAGAGUCAGGUCAGGCUGCGAAGACAGUAAAGACACCAGAUACCACGCAGGAACCCGGGACACAGAAAUUAACAAAGACCGAGAAGAAGAAGAGGGCCAAGGAAGCAAAGUUGAAGAAGCUGGAGGAGGAGAAGGCAAGCGCAAAACAGGCCGCCGCGAACGGAGCCGCAAAAGAGAGCGAAGAUGACAAAGAAGAAUCGGAUAUAGAAGAUCGCGAAGACGGCGAGACUUUUGGACCCGGCGCGUUUGAUAUAUUAGCUAACCAGCCCGACGAUGACGAUGAGGACGUUUCCGCAUGGGACGAGUUGGAGCUGUCCGAAGAGAUGCUAGGCGCACUGGCCAAGCUCAAGUUCUCAAAACCGACCACCAUCCAAAAAUCUACUAUACCCGAGAUUUUGGCCGGAAGAGAUGUCAUUGGCAAAGCUUCGACUGGUUCGGGAAAGACGCUUGCGUUUGGUAUCCCAAUUGUAGAGUCGUACCUCGCCUCCAGAUCAUCAGCCUCAAAAGAACCAGAAGACAAGAUGCCUAUCGCACUUAUUAUCGCGCCCACCCGUGAACUUGCACAUCAGAUCAACGCCCAUCUCAUUGCGCUUUGCGCAAAAGGCGAUUUCGACCCUCCAUAUAUUGCGUCCAUUACCGGUGGUCUUUCCGUUCAAAAGCAGCGCAGGCAACUUGAGAAGGCGGACAUCGUUGUGGGUACCCCGGGUCGACUUUGGGAAGUCAUCAGCGAUGGACAAGGCCUGUUGCGGAAGUUCAAGCAAAUCAAGUUUCUCGUUGUGGAUGAAGCCGAUCGUCUGUUGAGCGAGGGACACUUCAAGGAAAUGGGGGAGAUUCUCAAGGUCUUGGAGCCCGACGAUGUGACAGAUGAGAAUGCCGAAUCGGACGAAAAAGAAGAGAUCAAGCGCCAGACCUUGGUCUUCUCUGCGACUUUUGGAAAGGACCUCCAGAGGAAGCUUGCUGGCAAGGUCAAGGGAGGCGGCUCAGAUCUUAUGAGCCAGCAACAGUCCAUGGAGUAUCUUUUGAAGAAGCUUCAGUUCCGCGAAGAGAAGCCCGUCUUUAUCGAUGCCAAUCCAAUGUCACAAAUGGCCAGCAAACUACAGGAAGGACUCAUCGAAUGCGCUGGAACCGAAAAGGAUCUCUACCUCUACUCCCUACUCAUGUUCUAUACGAAAAAGCGCGCUCUGGUCUUUACUAACUCAAUAUCCGCUGUCCGGCGCAUAACGCCUUUCCUCACGAACCUCGCCCUCCCAGCUCUCCCCCUACAUUCCAACAUGCCCCAAAAAGCUCGUCUCCGCUCUAUUGAACGAUUUAAGGAACGACCAGGUUCUAUCCUUGUCGCCACAGACGUCGCUGCACGAGGUUUGGAUAUUCCGCGGGUGGAGCUAGUAAUCCACUACCAUCUCCCCCGUGCUGCGGAUACAUAUGUCCACAGAUCUGGUCGUACUGCGCGUGCAGAAGCGUCGGGAGCUAGUAUCCUAAUUUGCGCUCCGGAAGAAGUAGCAGGUGUAAGACGACUAGUCGCCAAAGUACAUGCCCGUGCCAGCGACGCGCCGAAGUCGAAGAAGACGGCGUUCUUCAUCCGUACCUUGGAUAUCGAUCGCCGUAUCGUCUCACGCUUGAAGCCUCGCGCUACUAUUUCGAAGCGGCUAGCAGACACGGUCAUUGCAAAAGAGAAGAAGCAUAGUGAAGACGAUGUACUACGCCGAGCAGCGGAGGAUCUGGGUGUUGACUACGACAGCUCCGAAUUUGAAAAGGAAGCAAAGGGCAAGCGGGGACGUGGCAGCGGGAGAAAGAAGAAGGAGAAGGAGGCCAGUGAAAUGACGAAGGCCGAGAUGCAGGCUCUAAGAGCGGAACUUAAGAGUUUGCUUAGCCAGAGGAUUAACACUGGUGUCAGUGCGAGAUAUCUCACUAGCGGCGGUAUAGAUGUUGAUGCUCUAGUCGCCGGGGAGGGCAAUAUGGAGUUUUUGGGUAACCUGGAUGGACUCGGGUUUGACGAUAUGUGA
Molecule: messenger RNA, 2337 nt
Organism: Pyrenophora tritici-repentis Pt-1C-BFP
Lineage: Eukaryota; Fungi; Ascomycota; Dothideomycetes; Pleosporales; Pleosporaceae
Molecular function (GO): ATP binding; nucleic acid binding
Source: RefSeq, a predicted model, not a curated record